Clunio marinus is the source of this 201-nucleotide messenger RNA. NCBI's taxonomy places the organism in Eukaryota, Metazoa, Arthropoda, Insecta, Diptera, Chironomidae. The record is from the annotation of a GenBank genome assembly.
AUGGCUGAAGGGGUUAGCAUUCCUUUUAUAAAAACACGUGUUAAUGUUAGCAUUAAAAUACCAAACACCAAAAAGAGGAUAGAAAAUGCUAAUAAACGCUUUGCAGAAGUAAGUAGACAAUUGUACAAUUUGAAAGUCGACGAAUGCCACACAUCAAAACAACAAAUUUGCACAUUAAAAAUGUUCUUUUCCAAAUUAUAA